Molecule: messenger RNA, 1712 nt
Organism: Protobothrops mucrosquamatus (brown spotted pit viper)
Lineage: Eukaryota; Metazoa; Chordata; Lepidosauria; Squamata; Viperidae
Product: E3 ubiquitin-protein ligase TRIM7-like
Exons: 7
Coding region: 85-1518 (477 amino acids)
Molecular function (GO): protein binding
Source: RefSeq, a predicted model, not a curated record
AGUUCUGCAAGCGGCCUUUCCCGAAGGGCCGGAUCGGAAAAUGAAAGCAGCCGAGAGAGCUUUAGCCUUCAGCCAGAAACGGUCAUGGCUGCUGCGGCUGGGACUCCCUUGCGGGAUCUCUGCGACGAAGUCACUUGUUCCAUCUGCCUGGAGUGUUUCAAGGACCCGGUGACCAUAACCACGUGCGGGCACAAUUUCUGCCGCACCUGCCUGAGCAGCUGCUGCCAAAGACCCGGGAAAGGCGACGCCUCCUGCCCCGAGUGUCGAAAAACCUUCGACCACGGGAAGAACAUCAUCCCCAACCGGCCGCUGGCCAACGUGGUUCAGAUCGCGGAGAGGUUCCGACGGGCGGGAAAGAAACCAAGCAAGGCGAACUUGUGUGAAAAGCACCACCAAUCCGUGCAAAUCUCCUGCGAGCACGAAACCGUCCUCAGCUGUGACAUCUGCGGCAUAACCAAGCCGCACAAAAGCAACAACACAGGGACCCCUUUGCAGAAAACCAAGGAUGCACAUAAGGAGUAUGUGGACAGUUUUGUGAAGAUGGUGAAGGAGGUAGAACAAAAUAUUUUGGCACAUCAGUCAGACAGAGAGCAGGAAAGCAAGGACUUGCUGAGACAAAUGAAAGCGGAGCGAGGAAAGGCAACCUCUCUGUUCAGAGAUCUCCACCACUUCCUGGAAGAACAAGAAAAACAAUUCCUGGCCGAGAUGGAAGAGGUAGAGAAGGAGAUUACUGGAAAAAGAGAUUUCUUCAUGGCUUUGUCUUUCCAGGAACUUUCACGCUAUGAAACGAUCAUCCAGACGAUGAAAAAUUCUCAGCAGCCCAACGAUGAACUCUUUACGGAAAUCUCAGACAGCUUGCAAAGUGAAGAAAAGAUUAAGAACCUUCCAUUUUUCCAUUCUACCGUAAAGUGGAAAAUUUGGGACUUCUGUGAUAUCAAUCACAUCCUGGAAGGAAUCACGAAACACUUUAAAGAUACUUUGCUGUCUGGUCUUCAGCUGCAGAAAGCAAACAUAACUCUGGAUUCAGACACGGCUCAUCCCCAACUCACCUUGUUCCUGGAUGGUAAAACAGCAGAACUAGGCGAUCGUCAUCAACAACUGCCCAACAAUCCUGAAAGAUUUGACAUACUGGCUGUUGUGUUGGGACAUGAAGAAUUCAAGAAGGGUCGGCAUUUCUGGGAAGUCAAUGUAGCGAGUCAGAAAGAAUGGGCAGUGGGGAUUUCCCGGAAGAGUGUGAAAAGGAAGGGUGCAUUCUCCUUAAAUAGAGAAGAAGGGGUCAGUAUGCUGGGAAUAUGGGGAGGUAAUUACAAGUUCUCCCUCCCACCUAAUCCUCUUCCUUACUUCCCGGACAAGAAAUUAAAAAGGAUCCGGGUGUGUCUAAAUUGUGCUGCGGGAAUGGUUUCGUUUUUUGAUGCUGAGACUGGAACUCUGCUCUAUUCAACAACUUCCUUUCCAGGAGAGAUCGUUCUUCCCUUCUUUUGGCUGGGGUCACAUGCCCAGCUCAGCCUCUGCCAAUAAGACCUUCCAGUGGGGCCACUGUAAGAAUUCCAGAUGUUAGCACCAGGCUUUGUUUCCAUCUUUGCACUUGGUUUCUUUGAUGUUCGAGAAGAACGCAUCAAAGGCAUUCAGGCGACACAAUCUAGAGCAUUAUAUGUAGUCCUCGACAUAACAACCAUGUAACAGGAGAUUAAAAUCAUGACAAUGCUGAAAAA